AUGUCCGAGUCAAGCCACACACCAAUACAUCUCAAUCUGAAUGUCUCUAGUGAUAGUGACGUAUCAUCGGCGUCACGUAUGCGCCCGCGAUGCAAUAAGUGGCAAGCCAACUAUGUCCUGGGUGACUCUGGCAGUGGUAUCGCAGAUUUGUACAAUGUGGUCGACGCUAUUGGCUCAAUGACCAUCAACGAUGUUGAUGAUCUUGAAGCCAACCUCAUCAUGGACCUUGCAAGGGCCUGA
Molecule: messenger RNA, 240 nt
Organism: Suillus subalutaceus
Lineage: Eukaryota; Fungi; Basidiomycota; Agaricomycetes; Boletales; Suillaceae
Exons: 2
Coding region: 1-240 (79 amino acids)
Source: RefSeq, a predicted model, not a curated record